UUUUCGGUUUUUUCAGAGUUAUGGCUUUUUCGUAGUGCUCGCAGCUGAUUUCUGGCCUGUUUGAAUGUGUCCGCAGUAGUGAAUAUGUCAGCGGAACGACCAGACCGUCCAUCGGGUUCUUUGGGCAUCACACUGCCGGACUGGAUGAAAAGGAAAGCACCUGAUAGAUACGCGUUCGACGACACCCCAUUUAGUCCCCCGUCACCAGCCGAUGAAUAUUUUCUCAUCAAGUAUCCUUUCGGGGCCGAGGCACCAAAAAAAUCGUCCUACGAAAAACUGAAUUCAGCGAGCGGUUUUGAGAAGAUUGGCAGUGCAGACGCAUUUGGUCCGGCGGGUAGUGAUACAGUUAAGCAGUCACAAGGUAGAAGUUGUACUGGCGGAAAAGAAGAAAAAGUUCGCCGAAAUUCAGCUGUCACAGUCUUGCCUAGUGGAGAAAUUGCUGUCAAGACAUACGCGCAGGCAGCGAAGAAAUCAUCUGAUCCUGGAACUUACUACAGCUCGGUCAGAUUAGAUGAUGUCGGGGGUGCAAAUUUCAGUGGGAUGAAUUUGUCGCCUGCAGCCGAAUCUUCUCUUCCGGAGGAUUCAUCAGAUACAGAAAGCGGCGCUACUGGCUCUGCGAUAUCCGCAGCAACUGGUUAUUUGCCAUGUGGCGGGAUAGCUUCGACUUUGCUAGGCUCCAUUGGUCAUAGUUUGGCUUCGGGUGCUCCAGUCCUCAAGGAUUACUUCCAUCACCAUGAAUUGUCAGAUGGAGAGACUUCUCCGGCAAAUGAGUCCGAUCGAGCUUUGGUACGUCGUCGGAGAAUUGGCGUUCCGACUUAUGGGGGAGUUACAAAUCCAUUUUUUACUGACGAUGGAUCGACGAUGAAAGUCUUUUCGGGACUGUAUCAAAAUUCGGAAAAUACUGGCCCAGUCGCAGAAGUCGACGACUUGAACAAGUCAUUGAAGAAAUACUCAGGUUCGGGCGAGCUAGGAUCGUCCAUUGCCGGCAAUCGUUCUUCAUCGGCAUAUGACAGUCAACACUUGGGAUUCUUGCAACAAGCUGGAGCAUCCGACAGUGAAAUGGAUAAUACUCCCCGCGUUGACAAAAACCAAAAGCGCCGUUGGGUUCCGAAACCGUCGAAGCAGCGCGAACUAAAUCUAUUUGCUCCUUGUUCGUCGUGAAUUUGCUGAAAAGAGUAAUCAAAAAGUAAAACUUGAAUACAUCAAACACUCCUUUCCUGGAUUGGAUUUUUUUCUUCUCUUUGAAUCUCAUGCAUAAGCGACAACGUUGAGAGAAUAGUUUUGUGAUGCCCCCGAAGUGUCAAGUUGGAGACUCCAUGUACUUCGAGUGAUUGUGACAUUUCGUAACCAUUCAGGAUGUUGAGUAACUGGCGAACUUUCCGUUGGUUGACAUGACGACCGCAGUUGAAUACUGGGUUCUUGGGUGUGGGAAACUUUCGCCCUGAAUUGGCGAAGACUUUUUUUUUCCCGCGCAAAUGUCGUAUGGUUGAACAUAUAAAUGUGACUGACGGCGAGCCAUAUUGGGUGGUGGGUGUUCGCUGGGAUUCGCGUCGAGAAAUGUUACGAAAGAUUUUGAAUUUAUUGGGUGGGGAGUGAUUCAGAUGUGACCGUGUGUGUAAGGUUGAGUCGACUAGACGACUCCUUAUGAACGCCCAUGUUGGCCAUAGUCAUGCUUCUUGAUGUGCUGGCGAUGGAAGUGCAAUUUUUUGGAUGCAAAA
Molecule: messenger RNA, 1718 nt
Organism: Notodromas monacha
Lineage: Eukaryota; Metazoa; Arthropoda; Ostracoda; Podocopida; Cyprididae
Source: the annotation of a GenBank genome assembly